Saccoglossus kowalevskii is the source of this 867-nucleotide messenger RNA. RefSeq names its product growth hormone secretagogue receptor type 1-like. Gene Ontology annotation, molecular function: G protein-coupled receptor activity. The record is from RefSeq and is a predicted model, not a curated record. Gene Ontology annotation, biological process: G protein-coupled receptor signaling pathway. Gene Ontology annotation, cellular component: plasma membrane. NCBI's taxonomy places the organism in Eukaryota, Metazoa, Hemichordata, Enteropneusta, Harrimaniidae.
AUGGCGGAUCUGUGUUUCUUGUGCUCGGCUGUUCCCGUGUUUUGGGUGCAACAUGCAAGCUCCGAUGUACAGAUUGACUAUUCCGCUGUCGGGGUCGGCAUCUGCAAGGUUGUCGUCAUCUUCUCGCCGGAUAUGUGCUUCAUCGUAUCCACCAUGACUGUGGUCGUCCUUACAGUCGAGAGAUAUGUUGCAAUCUGCUGGCCGAUGAAAUUCAAAACGAUGAGCACAAGACCCCGAGCUGUAACUACAAUCGUUCUCACGUGGCUUCUAGCAGCAAUGUUGAAAUCACCGCAGAUUUACUUCGCGGAUAUUGUGUACCAAUGCCUGGACUGGUCCUCUUAUACCAAUAACACCGAAGAAUUUCCAACUGACAUUGUUAAAUGCGAUUUCUGUAGCAUAGCAAAACAUGGGGAUUACACUUGCCUUAUUUGGAAGCGUUUGCUGACAGUUGAUAGUUUGUUAAUUCUUCUCGUCAUCCCGUUAAUCACCACCCUCUAUUCGCUGAUCGUCCUCCAAUUGCGGCGGCUCUCGAGAACGGCAGCGACUGGUUCCGCUGCUAGCUCAACUAGAAUGAAGCAACAGGUUGUGCGGAUGUUAAUGGUGACGAUUGCCGUGUUUAUUAUAUGCAUCACACCACUACGAGUUCUGAACCUGUUAUCGAUUUGGGAUUAUCGAAUACCGGAGAAUCUCGUAUGGGGACUUGUGAAUAUGGCUCGAAUCAUGCAGUACACCAAUUCGGCUGUGAACCCCAUUAUAUACAACAUCAUGUCCGACAAAUACAGACAGUCCUUUAAGGAGGCGUUUGGAUUUAUCUGUGAGUCUCAGCCUAAAGACUCUCCUCCUGAAACGCAAAACACCCGGAUAUAA